Messenger RNA from Sorghum bicolor (sorghum), 3043 nucleotides. Its product is annotated as G-type lectin S-receptor-like serine/threonine-protein kinase At2g19130. Bases 260 to 2617 code for a protein of 785 amino acids. NCBI's taxonomy places the organism in Eukaryota, Viridiplantae, Streptophyta, Magnoliopsida, Poales, Poaceae. The record is from RefSeq and is a predicted model, not a curated record. Gene Ontology annotation, biological process: protein phosphorylation; recognition of pollen. Gene Ontology annotation, molecular function: protein serine/threonine kinase activity; ATP binding. The transcript has 2 exons.
CCUCGUUCCAUUUCUCUCAGGCAGUCAAAGAAACGACGGCGUUGCGUACUUGCGUUGGGUUGCGUUGUUGCGUUGCGUUGCGUUGCGUUGCGUGAGAGUCUCACUGAAGUAAAGCUUGGUCAAAGGCGAGGCGGCGGCGGUUCUCGCCGGAGCUCGGAGCCAUCGUGUCGUGUAGGAGCCCUCAGCUUCAGUCGCGCUCGUGCCUGCGAAUGAUUUCUUCCCUGCUGUGUUCGUGCUCGUAGUCGUUCCCCUGCAAGUGAUGCCCUGCCCGGCAAUGGAGGCAGCAAAGCUUGGCUGCUCCCCGUCAGGGCCUCGCGGGUGGGCGCCGCCGAACUUCCGCUUUCUCUUCCUCCUUCUGGCCGCCGCCGCUGCUUCGGCGACAGACACCAUCCUCCCCGGCGCGGGCAUUUCCGGGAACCAGACACUGGUGUCCAAGAACGGCGACUUCGAGCUGGGCUUCUUCGCUCCGGGCGCCGGCAUCCACCGCUUCCUGGGCGUGCGCUUCAAGAGGAUGCCGAGCACCAGCCCCACGUUCUGGGUCGGGGACAGGGUCGUCAUCUCCGACCUCUCCGCCGCCGCGCUGGAGGUCUUCGCCGGCGGCCUGUGCAUCACGGAGGCCGGGUCUACCCUCUGGUGUUCGCCCGUGCCUGGGGACGUGCCGGGCGCCCCGCCGCCCGCCGCCGCGGUGCUCCUCGGCAACGGUAACCUGGUGGUUAGGGACCAGGCCAACGCCUCGCGGGUGCUGUGGCAGAGCUUCGACUCCCCCGGCGACUCGCUGCUCCCCGGCGCCAGGCUCGGGCUCGUCGACGACACGGGGGCCAACGUCUCGCUGACGUACAAGGAUUACUCGCACAAUGGCAGCGUCAGCGUCGACCGGAGCAGGAGGAACGGGUUCGUGCUCACCACCGAUGGGCAUUCUACUCUGGGCACCUUCCCGGAUUGGAUGGUGACAUCACAAGAUAACGGUAGCUCGCUGGUACUGAAUCCUCCGGACAAUCUUAAUCUGACCGAGUUCUUGCAGUUCCACCUGGGGCAAGUCAGCUUGAUGCGGUGGUCAGAGGAUUCUGGAGCGGCCAAUAGCAGUGGUUGGGUAGCUCGUUGGACCUUCCCUUCAGAUUGCAAAUCCAGUGGCUUCUUCUGUGGCAAUUUCGGUGCUUGCACAAGCAAUGGCAGAUGUGACUGCGUCGAUGGAUUUGAGCCUUCCUAUCCAGCUGAGUGGAACCUCGGAUCCUUUGCUACUGGUUGCUCGAGACCGAGAUCUCUUCCAUUGAGCUGCGAGACGGAUGGCCAGACUGAACAUGAUGAUUCUUUUAUCCUGCAAGACAAGCUGCAGGGGCUCCCUUAUGAUUCUCAGAAUGAUUUAGCAGGAAGUGAUGAAGAUUGUAAGCAAGCCUGUCUCAGCAAAUGCUACUGUGUCGCAUAUGUGUAUGACUCUGGAUGCAAGCUGUGGUACUACAACCUGUACAACCUGAGUUUUGCUUCUAGACCUCCAUACAACAAGGUUUUUGUUCGUUGGGGCUCCAAACUCAAGGCCAAAAAUGGUUUGCACACAGGGCUGAUUGUAUUCUUGGUGGUCGGGUUAGUAGCAUUGGCUGCUGUGAUAUCGGUACUGGUGCUUCUGUGGAGAUACAGGAGAGAUCUAUUUACUUGCAGAAAGUUUGAAGUGGAAGGUUCUCUUGUGUUCUACUCUUAUGCGCAAGUCAAGAAAGCCACAAGGAAUUUCUCUGAUAAACUCGGCGAGGGAGGUUUUGGAAGUGUUUUCAGGGGAACAAUGCCAGGAUCAACUGUUGUCGCUGUUAAGAGUCUCAAAGGUACUGGGCAAGAAGAUAAGCAAUUCAGAGCUGAAGUGCAGACAGUUGGGGUGAUCAAGCACGCCAAUCUUGUCCGGCUUCUGGGAUUUUGUGUUAAAGGAGAUAUGAGGUUGUUGGUCUAUGAGUAUAUGCCUAAUGGGUCUUUGGAUUCACACCUCUUCUCAGAAAGAUCCAGUCUUCUGAACUGGGAUCUUCGCUUCCAGAUUGCACUAGGUAUUGCAAAGGGCCUAGCCUAUCUUCACGAAGAAUGUGAGGACUGCAUCAUACAUUGUGACAUCAAGCCUGAAAACAUACUACUAGAUUCAGAAUUCUGCGCUAAAAUCUCAGACUUUGGCAUGGCAAAGCUUCUUGGACGUGAAUUCAACUCUGCAUUGACCACCAUCCGAGGAACCAUGGGAUACCUCGCGCCAGAGUGGAUAUCUGGGCAGCCCAUCACUAAAAACGCCGAUGUUUAUAGCUUUGGCAUUGUGCUUCUCGAAAUAAUCUCAGGAAGAAGGACUACAAAGAGGCUCAAAUUCGGAAGCCACCGAUACUUCCCUCUUUAUGCAGCUGCACAAGUGAACGAAGGAAAUGUGUUGUGCUUGCUGGAUGGUAGGCUGGAAGGAAAUGCUAAUGUCAAGGAGCUCGACGUCGCCUGCAGAGUUGCCUGUUGGUGCAUCCAGGAUGAGGAGAACGACAGGCCAUCGAUGGGGCAAGUUGUCCGCAUGUUGGAAGGUGUUGUGAACACUGAAAUCCCUCCAAUUCCAUCUUCUUUUCAGAACCUUAUGGAGGGUGAGAACAGCAGUAUAUAUUCUGACGAAGGAUAAGGUUCUAUUUAUUGUGGGAGCGUUUGGUAGGAUGAAUAAUUCAAGGCAAACAAAACCCACAUGUUCCAAGGUUAACACUAGUUUAAUAGGUUUGGUGCUAGACAACUACUGAUUUAGAUCUUGACCUACUGGAUAGCGAUAGCAUAUUUCUGCAUAUAUGUCCAGGUCUAGCUAAUUAUGAAUUACUCCUAGUUAGUAGGAAUUGUAUGUCUUUAUACCAAGAAAUGCGAUGGAGAAGCUGAUAAUUUUGGUCCAGUGUCAUCACUUCCAAAUGUAAAUGAGAGCCUUGACUCUUGAGUUAUGAUAUUUGUAGAGCUUUAUCCUGCAGUUCGAUCAGCACUAAUAUUGCAAAACAAUACUUGUUAUGUUUGUAACAGCUUUGGCAUAUCAGUAUAUGCAUGUUGUAACACCCUUGUUUUCAGAUUU